This is a messenger RNA of Aureobasidium melanogenum CBS 110374, 726 nucleotides long. Its product is annotated as heme oxygenase-like protein. Gene Ontology annotation, molecular function: heme oxygenase (decyclizing) activity. The record is from RefSeq and is a predicted model, not a curated record. The transcript has a single exon. Gene Ontology annotation, biological process: heme oxidation. The annotation marks the transcript as partial. NCBI's taxonomy places the organism in Eukaryota, Fungi, Ascomycota, Dothideomycetes, Dothideales, Saccotheciaceae.
AGAUCGGUUCAUACACGACUGAACAAGCUUAUCGUCUCGCGCCUACCUCUUGCCCUUCCACCGAUAGCCAAAACUCCCGAACUAUACGCUCACGGUAUCAACACCUUUGGCGACAUCUACCUUGUCUUCGAGAACUGCUGGCGCGUCCUUAUCGCAGAGGUCGACAAGCCCAACGCAAAUGUUUCCUCGCACGACACAAAUCUGCGCCAAUGGCUUUCUCAACUAGUCCCACCUGGUCUCUGGCGCUCCGAUGCCAUCAAGAAAGACUUAGAAUACUUGGAGACAGUCACCGGUGCUGACUUAGAGGCUGUAUCAAACGAACAGCUUCGCUCUUUCACGGCGCAUAUAUAUCGCCAGACUCGAGAAAAGCCCCAUGUCUUGGUUGCCUAUGCCUGGAUUAUGUACAUGGCCAUAUUCUCUGGUGGUCGUUGGAUCAGGGAGCAGCUGACAGAAUCCGGGCCAGAGUUUUGGGGCGUUGCUCACGAGUCGGACAAGACUGCGUAUUGGAUCCAUGGAACUCUAAGGCCAGGCUUCACCCUGUUUUGCUUCUCAGGAACAAGAGAUGGAGAGGACAUCAAGACGGACUUCAAGACUAGGCUAGAGAAAGCCGAGGAGCUCUUGACAGCACACGAGCGCAAGGACAUCAUCGAUGAGGCUCAAUUCAUCUUUGAACAGUGUGUUGCGAUUGUCGAAGGUCUCGACAAGCAGCUCAUGACGGACCUCGAA